AUGACGACAAAUGCACAAGUAUGGUUAGAGAAAAAUUGUCACCGAGAUAUUAUCAGAUUAGAUAGAUUAGACAUUAGCAAAAAUAAAUUAAAGGGUUCCUUACGAUUCGAUGGUUUUAAUAAAUUAAAAGAAUUAGAUUGUUCCAAUAAUGACCUGACUAGUUUGGACGUAAGCAAUUGUAAAAAUCUUGUAAGUCUCACGGCUAAUAACAAUAGGAUUGACAAAAUAUUUUUACCUAGGAAUGACAAAGGAUUGGAGUAUUUAAACUUACUUAAUAACAACUUCCCUGAUCAAGAUUUAAAUUGUUUUAAUAGAUUAGUUAAUUUAAAACAUUUAUUUAUAGGAAAUACUGAUACUGAUAGCGAGGAAAGUCUUUAUAAUCGUUUUCAUGGCAGUUUGGAACCUUUGAAAACCUUAACCAAUCUGGAAAGUUUAAGCAUAAACAAUACCGAUAUUGAUUCCGGCUUGGAAUACUUACCCGAUAGUGUUAAAAUUUUUCGAUGUUCAGCGAAAGAAAGGAAAGUCAAAAAGAUAUGUGAAAAUCUUAGGAUUUUCGCUAUUGAAGAUAAUGACGUCUUCGCUGGUAGAUAUAAUUUGAAAGCAUGGAAAGAAAACUGGAUCUUGACUACUAAAUUAGAGAAAGAAAAAGACCAAUUGGAGGAGUUAACUAAGAAGCUAUGUGAAUAUGAAGACUUGAAUAUUCAACAGACAGAAUUAGAAAAAAAAAGGGAAGAUUUGCUUAAUAAACAAGAAGAAUUAAAAUCAAAAAAAAAUCAAUUGGAACAAGAUAUAGAAAAUUUUCAGCAAAAUGUCGAAGUUUUGAACGCUAAGAUAAAACAAACAGAGCUUAUUUAUCAACAGAAAAAGCUAGAAUUAGAUGAAAAGAUGGAAGAAUUAAAUUCCUUUACCGAAAAGCAAUUAAUGGAAAAAGAAACAUUACAGAAAGAAGCGAAUGAUUUAAAAGAAGACUUAGCUCGAAAAAGGAAAGUUAAAGAGAAUUUGGAUAAGAAAUUAGAAAAAAAUACUGUAGAACUGAAGAAUAUGGAAGAUGAAAUCGCAAAUUUAUUAUGUCAACUAUCUGGAGUCAGCUCAUCGAUGAAAGAUAUUAAAAUGGAAAAGGAAAAAUUAUCUAAUCUCAAAUAUAAAUUGAACAAGAAAAAAUAUGAGGAAAAAUCUAGUACAGCUGACUUAAGAAAGAAAAUGGAUAAUUUAAAGAUACAAAUAAGUUUAAAAACAAACGAAUUACAAAAACAAUUAAUGGAAUCCAAUCAAAUAAAGGUAAAACUCGAUGAGGUCAGAAAAUCUGUGAAAACUCUCGAAGAGGAGAAGACUUUCUUGAAAAAGGUUUUAGAAAGAUAUGUUGAGAAUAUGCAAUAUUCCAAAGACCAGCUUAUUGAUCUAGAAACUAAAUUAAAAGAGAAAGAAGUUCUCAUUAAUGAACUUCAACAAAAAAAUCAGCAGCAGAUUGAUUACCUCGAAAUCAAAUUAAAUGAGAAAGAAAUUCUCAUUAAUAAACUUCAACAAAACAAUGAACAGCAAAUUGAUGACCUCGAAACUCAAUUAAAUGAUAAAGAAAUUCUCAUUCAGAAACUUCAACAAGAAAAUCAGCAGCAAAAGAUUGACCUCGAAAUCCAACUAAAGGAGAAUGAAACACUUAUUAGUAAGAUCCAACAAGAAUACAAGCAACAAAGCAUUGACAUUAAUGAUAUUCAGCAAACAAAUCAGCAACGGCUAGGAGAAAUACAUGGUUUGUUUUAUAAAAUACAAACUAAAGAAAAUGAGCUAAAUAAGUUAGUUAAUGAUAUUAUUUCUAAAAGUGAACUUGGUAGAAAAGGGAAAGAUUUGUUAAAGAAACUUUUGGAAGAUCAAAAUAAAUUUAUCCGAUUUAAUGAUAGUUACUAUUAUGAAGAACUGGAAAAAACUAAAAAGAAAAUAAGUGAUGACUUAAUUGCGGAAGAUAUCCAAAAUCUUCCAAGUCUUCUAAAGAUACAAGAGGAAAUUAUUCGGUUAAAGUUGCAAUUCGAGUCCAUAACAGUAAUUUAG
This is a messenger RNA of Funneliformis geosporum, 2043 nucleotides long. NCBI's taxonomy places the organism in Eukaryota, Fungi, Glomeromycota, Glomeromycetes, Glomerales, Glomeraceae. The record is from the annotation of a GenBank genome assembly.